AUUACAAUAUGACAAAUAACGUCUAUCGAUAUGUAUGUCAAUUCUUCUUAUCUCUUCUACGGACAGUAAAACACAUAUAGCUUCGAAAAUUCAUCUAAAAAUGAACUAUUAAUUUUACAAAAUAAUCUAUUGAUAACCAAGGCGACCGAGAAAACAAACGAAUAAUUUGACAUUUGAUAAUGUUGAAAUUUUGACGUCUUUUACUGCAACGCGAAAUACUCUAUGUGGCACAUGAAGUGAAACGGGAGAAAUUGUGAAACUAACGACAAAUUACAAUAUUUUUCUGACACCUUGAAUGGAAUAACAUUAGAUACCUAUAAAGUGAUAUCCAUAACAAAUAGUAAAAUUUGAUUGAAAUUUCGUUUGAAGCAAAUCAAAAAUCAUGCCACCACGUAGAUCACAAGAAGGUUUACUGGCGCGAGUAAACUUUCCACUGUACUCGAUUGAAAUGCUAACAAGCCGUCAUGUUUUGGUGGCAGGCGGAGGUGGAUCAUCUAAAACAGGCGUAGCAAAUGGUUUUGAAAUUUACGAAAUAUAUCAUAAUGGACAGAACUUUGUUGCUGAGGAAAUUGUUCGGCAUGAGACUGGAGCGAAUGUAGUUAUGAAUUGCGCUGUAAAAAGUACGGGCAAUCAUUCAUAUUUGGUGGCCGGUCAAGAGAGUCAUUGUCAAUUAUAUCACGUGAAUAUUAAAAUUGAUAAAAACGAAAAUGGUCGUAUCGAGACGCUCAAGCCAUUGUUGGGACGAAGGAGUUCAGUUACGUUUGACGAACAAAAUCUACGUAAGAGAAAAGCUUCACAAGAUGCAUCUGCCAAUCGACGAUACUCAGCAUCGAAGAACACAAAUUCAGAUGGUAAUCAGAAUGAGAAUCGUUAUCUUCGUUUUGAAAUAAAAGCUGGUGAUUUAACACAAACUGAUUUCUCAACGGAUGGCCCCCUUCAGAGAGUGGUACGGAUUAGUCCAAAUUGUAAAUUUAUGGCCACGGGUGGCACAGAUGCUCACGUUCGAAUUUGGAAAUUUCCAAGUAUGAUACAGAUGUUUGCUAUAAAUGUACACACAAAAGAAAUCGAUGAUUUGGACUUUAGUCCUGACAGCAAGCGUCUAGUGUCGAUUGCAAAAGAUGGUUUGGCAUUGAUUUGGAAUGUUGAAACCGGAAAGGAGAGUGCCAAAUUAAAUUGGACACCACCAAAUAAUGUCAAAUAUUUAUUCAAAAGAUGUAGAUUUGGUAAUUUUGAGGGGAAAUCGGAUCACCAUCGACUAUUUACAAUUGCAAAUCCCAUUGGAAAGGUUGGAAAGCAGAUGGGUUAUCUACAGGAAUGGAGCCCAGAAAAUGGUACUCUGAUCAAUUCGGCCGUUGUUGAUGAGAGUCUUGCUUCGUUGGCAGUUCGUGAUGAUGGCAGAUUCGUUGCAAUUGGCACUAUGUUUACCGGUUCAGUUUCAAUUUAUAUAGCAUUUAGUUUGCAACGUGUCCUACACAUUCCUAAUGCUCAUUCGAUGUUUGUAACCGGUUUGGAAUUCUUGCCGGAAAAAGAUUUGGAUGGACCGGCCAUAACGAGUAAUACAGAAGCCGCUGUUCUUUCAAUUUCAGUUGACAAUAAAGUUUGCAUUCACAGUUUAUCAUAUAGACAUAUGAUGCCCGCAUGGAUAGCAAUACUUUUAAUUAUAGGCGCAUUAUUUUUCACUUUUACACUAUGUUCGUAUAUUGGAUUGUAAAAUAGCAAAUAGUUUUCUUGUUUGCUGCAUUUUUUUUUAUUAAAUUAUUAAAAAUUAGAGAAACAAAAAAAAUCUAUUCUAUUUAUAAAAAAGCUCAAUGGAAUUUAACUUAUCGAAUAUGUUUAUAGUUUUUAAUGCGGCUACCGUUGCCAAGGUUUUAUGUCGACCUUUAAUGUGAGAUGUGGCUGUUCGCCUAAGCA
Messenger RNA from Contarinia nasturtii (swede midge), 1911 nucleotides. RefSeq names its product prolactin regulatory element-binding protein. Lineage: Eukaryota; Metazoa; Arthropoda; Insecta; Diptera; Cecidomyiidae. Gene Ontology annotation, biological process: protein secretion. The record is from RefSeq and is a predicted model, not a curated record. The transcript is spliced from 6 exons. Gene Ontology annotation, cellular component: endoplasmic reticulum membrane. The coding region runs from base 383 to 1711 and encodes 442 amino acids. Gene Ontology annotation, molecular function: protein binding; GTPase activator activity; guanyl-nucleotide exchange factor activity.